AUGUCAUACUGCACGCAGUAUGAUGAGGGAUGUGAUUCCGGCAGUUUCACCUCACCGGUGCCUUGGAUCGGCCUGUACGUUGCAGCAUCAUCUCUGGGUUGCAGCCUUGCUAUGGCUGCUGACGCCUUCCGGGGCUUCCGCCACCAAAAACUCUGGUUCCCAUGCAAAUUCUUCACCCUCAAUGCCGCUUCUCUGACAUCUCUGGGUGUAGCAAUGAAGCUCCCUGUGGAUGUAAGUACCCCCAUGCCGAGCAAAACUGAUCAACUAGCAAAAUUUAGCAGCACUGUUUUGAUGUCAACAAUAAUGGCUAACUUUAUGCCUUCUUUAGGAGCCAUGCAUGAUAAAAACAUUCUGAUGAACGUAACCGCAUUGGGUAUCUUCGUGAUCACCCUUAUUGUGAAUGUAUGUAUCCAAUUAGGUACUGGGGUGAUUUACACUCUUGUGAAAGAACAGGCAAUUGUGAUACUUUUCGUGUUUGUUCUGUUCGUGAUAUUGAGUUUCUCUGCUUUAGCGGUUCCAACAACUAAAAAAUAUCUAGAACUGAAAUACAGUGAAAUGCAAAAAAAAGUUUCGAGUGAGGAAUCAGACGAACCUGGUAAGCCUGCGGCUGAGAAACUGAAAGAAGACUUGAGGAAAUAUUGGGUGGUGGCAGAAACCGGUUGCCCCCAGUUUGCGAUGGCACGUUCUGCUCCCUGCUCUGCUUCAGGAGCCAUCUGCUUUCUGACUGCUAUCCUCUUGGCCGAAGCCGAGCUUCGAAUUUACUUUGGGCACUCACCUCCUGGUGGAACGCAUUCGGAUUACAAGUGGUCAACCUAUUUUAUUCUGGUGAUUCAGACCGUUGGCGUGGGCAUAGGCACAAUAGCCCCAGUAUUUAGAUGGUUCAAUGCCCUUAGAUUCAUGAGUUCAAAGAGAGGAGACAAGAACUACAAAACGGAAUUUAAAACAGAAAAUUACUGGAUAGAAAGGCUGGUGGAGUUGAAAGAGCGCCCAUUAGCUUUACAUAUUGGGGGCCAAAAAUACAGAAAACUUGUCCACAACACCAAAAAUCUAUUUCUUGACUUAUGCAUUAAGGUCCAGAUUCUAAUUGUGGUGGGGAGCAAAUUAGUUCUGCUCUUACCCAUUUUCAUAACAAGCCCAUUCUUGCAGUGUUGCAACUCCUGCAUGGGGUCCACGAAGAAGUUCAACUCUAAUGACCCAGGCACAGACUCGAAUUGGGAAUCCAGGGCAGGAGUCAAGCAUGGUUCAAAGCUGGAUCUUAGUCGAUACGUUUUGCAUCUUGAAGGUGAAGAGGAACUGCCUCAGUGGGUCAUGAAGAACAACAGAGAUGUUGUUAAUCAUUUGAUUAGGAUUGGUAAACAGCAGCAGCCCAAAUAUCUAAUAGGGUUGCUCGAGAAUUCUACCGGCUUUAAGGGGGUGACCGAGUUUGACAGCAACCAAGUUCCAUCUCUAGAUUCUUCUGAGCCUCCUAAUUGUUGGACUCUCCCACUAGUGACCCUAACAAGCAUCACCAUUGCACUCCCCAACAUUGAAAACGAGACGGUGGACCGAUUGGUAUGCAGUGUCAGUGAAGGCCUGUUGUACAGCAGACUUGUAGACAAAAAUCUGGACGCCAGAAGAGAAUUGCGGAAUAUAAGACACACGGCAGACACAGUGUGGCUCGGUGUUGAACUCCACCGCAGGUGGCUUCACGAGGAUCUCCGAAAAAUGGUUCUUCAAGGAAAUACUCCUAAGAAUACUCUUGAAAGGCUUGCUCAUGUAGCUGAAGAAACUGUAGUGGAAUUCAAGAGAAACAUAGAUGGAAGUUUGAAGGAGAACCCUCUCCACUGGCCCAUCAAAGUUAUUGCUGCCAAUUCAAUGUACAGAAUCAGCCAAACUAUACUGCUGAACAACAAGAACAUUAAUGAACAGACAAAUAGGAGAUUGUUUGAGCAGUUAUCCACAAUGGUGGCCGAUAUAUUGGGUGCUUGUCUAACCAGUUUACCACACAUCAUAACCAUGAAGUGCUACACCUCGACCAUUGAAGAGACGGAGGAGAGUGUUCAGGAUGCAGCUCAUCUUCUUGGUGAAACAGAAAAAGUGGUGGAAAUUGUCAAACAGCAUCAAUUACCCAGUUUAAAUCCUAAUCAAGUGGUAUAUAUUGAUGAGUGGCGGGCUACAAUGAUACAGAAGAAUGACUUGCUCUCCAGUCCAUUGACUAACGAGAUAGCUUCUGUUGGUUCUGGUGAGUUGCAUAUAGCAAUUGACUCUGAGGCUUGACUUGAGAAAAGAGAAAAAAGAUGGAGAAGUAGACAGGUAUAACAUAAAUAUAUAAAUAUCCCUGAUUAAAUUGGCUAUGACCAGAUUGAAUUGGAAUCUGAGAAUCCAAAUGCGUAAGAUGUAAAAAUGAACAAGGUCACGCAAUAAUUUAGAUGUACACUGUACAAAUUCAAAAUUUUAGCGUGUAUAUGUAACGAAAAUCCAUGCAUGGUAUUUUAAUGACUAGUCAGUUGAUGCAGUAACUAUGACAAAAUUUAAAUUCCUCUCGUAAAAAAAGAGUUUAAAUCCUCAAUACACAAAUCUGAAGAAAUUCCAGGAAACCGGCUCCUUCCAUCCCUU
Messenger RNA from Ilex paraguariensis (yerba mate), 2595 nucleotides. The record is from the annotation of a GenBank genome assembly. NCBI's taxonomy places the organism in Eukaryota, Viridiplantae, Streptophyta, Magnoliopsida, Aquifoliales, Aquifoliaceae.